Molecule: messenger RNA, 1280 nt
Organism: Gadus morhua (Atlantic cod)
Lineage: Eukaryota; Metazoa; Chordata; Actinopteri; Gadiformes; Gadidae
Gene: rp1
Product: oxygen-regulated protein 1
Exons: 2
Coding region: 70-792 (240 amino acids)
Biological process (GO): retina development in camera-type eye; intracellular signal transduction; axoneme assembly
Cellular component (GO): axoneme
Source: RefSeq, a predicted model, not a curated record
CUUUUCCCAACUCACAGCGUGUACCGGAGUCCAUCUUUCUCCAGUCUUCAUGGUUACAAUUCUAGGAAAAUGGAAGCUACGCUUCCUCCCCAGGAAAACAUGAGCAACGCGUCCCAACUUGACUCCCUCACCCAGAGGGAGUCUUCUGUGAGUGUGCAGAGCCUGAUCUCCAGACCCUUACAGCCCAUCCCCGACCCCUCCGCCUCCAAGCGAGUGUGCUUCUACAAGAGCGGGGACCCCAAGUUCGGCGGGCAUCGCAUGGUCGUCAACGGCAGGACCUUCAAGACCUUCGAUGCCCUUCUGGACGCCCUCUCCAAAAAAGUGCCUCUGCCCUUCGGGGUCCGGACCAUCAGCACCCCCCGGGGAACCCACUCGGUCCGGGGCCUGGAGGAUCUGCACGACGGCGGGUCGUACGUGUGUUCGGACCGGAGGCGCGUCAAGCCUCUAAACCUGGACGUGGUCCAUCGGCGGAAGGUACCGUGGAACACCACCAGGCCUCCGAGCACCGGUCGGCGAAGCUACGGCAGGCGGAACGAGGGCCCCGACAGGGCCGACAAGAUCGGCAGAAGGGUCUCGGUACGGACCCCCAAGAGGCUGGUGGUGGUGAAGAACAGGGACAGCACGGUGAAGCGCACGGUGCUGCUGCAGAAGAGAACAGCGCCGACGUUUGACGCUCUGUUGGAUUACCUCUCUCAGGUCAUGCAGUUUCCUGUUCUGAAGCUUUACUCCAGCGAUGGCAGAAGGGUAAGUGUUCCUGCUCUGCUUCUCCUGUUCCUUUUGUCUGAAAUCUGAUUAAUUUAUGUUACCUAUGUCAUUUUUUUGAAAUUUUCUCAUAUUAAUGUGUCAUUCUGAAGUAUUUUGUCAGGGGAAACCUAAUAAGGGAAUAUUUGGUCAAUGUCACCCAGCGUAUUCACGCUACGUAGGCCGAAAAUAGAUAUUUUCAGUGUGAUACCUAUGCAUUGUUUUGUUUUCAUUUUGACCUACUUAACUUUUAAAUGCUCGAUAGACCAUAUAUUGGAUUUUGCUUACUUAAUGUAACGGAUCUCACAAUGAGAUCUCCAACUUUUGAGGUUUUAAGAUCUUCCAGCUACCAUCUAUUAAACCAUAAAAAUACUAUACCAUUUCAUAUUAUGUUGGGUGCAACACUACAAAACACAGUGAUAAACAUAUGCAUUUCUGUGUCCAUUUAAAUGACUGAGAUUAAGGUCAAAUGAAAAUAAUGUAUAGCGAUGUAUAGCGUAAAAGGGGAAAACAUUAUGCGGAAAGAUUACAUUUCUCCU